This is a messenger RNA of Physcomitrium patens, 4451 nucleotides long. Its product is annotated as hydroxyproline O-galactosyltransferase GALT6. Gene Ontology annotation, cellular component: Golgi membrane. The record is from RefSeq and is a predicted model, not a curated record. NCBI's taxonomy places the organism in Eukaryota, Viridiplantae, Streptophyta, Bryopsida, Funariales, Funariaceae. Gene Ontology annotation, molecular function: carbohydrate binding; hydroxyproline O-galactosyltransferase activity.
GACGGGGUAAAUGGAGGAGUUCUAAUUUCGGGGGCGAUGCAGUUUGUUUUAAGAUUUCAUGUCAUGUCCGUUGUCCAAUUUUGAUCUUAGUGCAGUCGGAAAUGCUCUCAACUCGUCAAAUGAGGUUGGCAUCGGAGGACUUUAGGGUUCAAGGUCUAAUUCAGAAGGCGUUGCUGCGUCGCUGCUUCGAAGCUUGACGGAGGAAUCUCACUUCAGUUCCUGGAUCUGGAUUUUGUCUAACAGUGGCGAGCACGUUUCGGACGCGAGCGGAGGUUUUCUGAGCAUAAUCAGGAGGUUCGCUUGUAGUUUAAUAUUUGGAUGAUAGUACUCGCGGUAUGUGGCGUUCACAGAACAAACGAAAAAAAUUAAAAAUUAAAACAAAAUUAGCUGUGUCGGUUGUUGUGCUUGCUCAGGGCGAUAGUACCUGCCGUGUGACUGUAGUUGCAAUCGAAUGUUGAGGAGUCUCUGGAGGCUCUGGAGAUGAGCGUCGGGUUUGGUUUUGGUUGCAUGCGAAGAGAGGCUUUGUUUUGUCUUCAGAAAACAUGGAUCGUUUGUGUCGGGGGAGGGGUUGACCAUUCAGUAACUGUCGGUGUGCUUCGAUGACACGCAAUCCGUGCUCAAAGUUCGGCUAUCGAUGGUGCAACGUUGUAGGCGAUACUUGUAUGUACCGACAUAUUUAGGACGUAAUGUGUACCUUGGAGGCGCGAUCACAGUGUUCUCAGUUUAAUUCAUUGUGUUAUUGAUCUGUGUAGAUGAAAGUCCGUUUGACUAUGUGAUUGUUUAUUCGUGCACAUCAUUUUCUAUAUGUGGAUUUACAAUUCCUCAAAAUCGGGGUUUGAAAUAGAGAUGGCUCGUGAUCAGUAGCGCUGUGAAUAGGAGCAUGUAAAGAGGUAAGAUUGAUAUCUUUUUUCCACGUUUGCGAACUUCUCAGGUUUGAACGUUUUCUUUCUUCAAUUCAGGGUUUAUAUCUUUAUUAAAACCGCAAUGAUUCAUCAAUCUUUUUGGAUGGCAUUUUCUUCAGCUUUGACUCGUGACAAUGUAGGUAAUUUAUGAUUGUGAAGUUUACCCUUUGGUCACGAAUUCAACAAGUUAGUUAUGAGUCGACUCUUUCUCUUUGUUGUUUGAAUUCUGUGUCCCUAAGGGAUGGUUUUUUUAUACAAAAGUUUUUGCUAAUUGUCCACUAUGAUUGGAUGUUAUACCUUUUUCUUUCAAAGGGAGGGCUUUCAAAGUUUGUGGAUACUCUAAUAUCCAUGUUAUUCGUGUUCCAAUGAUUGUAUGUUCAAAUUUGUUGCAUGAUUUUGUGGCGGAUGGCAGCAGGAAAUGUGCUCAUAUGGUCUCGGAAGCUUGGGGUUUCUUGGCACGAUACAGUGGCAUGAGAUUUAUCGCUGCCAAACUGUGGACAAUGAUGUUUGAAACAGUCUAUUCAUCACUGGUUGGCAAAUUCUAUGUACAGGGCUAAAAGGGCCAAACUAGGCUUAACAGCAGUGAUCGAGGUUCUUGAGCAGGAUCAGCGCAAGGCCUGGCUAAUAUUAUUGGUCUCAGUUCAAUUUUCGAUGGAGUGGCGUACAAGUGAUCCAGAAAGCAAGAAUCAUGGAUUUCCUACAAUUUCAUUUAGAUUUUCGAUGUUGGUUGAGUUAUGCUGAUUGAUUUGGGAAAGAGGGAGCUUAGCGUUGUAUACAGGGUUCAAACACCGUAAUAUGAAGAGGGGUGUGAGACCACCGGGUGUGGGAUGUACAGGGCGGCAAAGAAACAAUCUAAUCAUAGUGGCAAUCAUAUGUUUGGUUUUUAUAGCGAUAUUCAUCCCACCGUUUCUUGAAAUGAAUUCACUUCCCGAUAUUGAUUCCCCUGUGUAUAGGUUAGAAGGUAUUAACUUCGCUUCACAUAGACGUCGCUAUCAAGAACAGGAUUCACGUGUCAGUUACAGUGGCUAUGGACAGCCAGAUAUGCCAUCAACUGGUGAUGAAGACAUAACGAAGACACCGUCUAAAGCUUCACAGGUUUUGGAGAAGAAAGUAUCAAGCUAUUUGAAAAAAGUCACUCUGGAAACUUACAGUAAAGAGGAACGCCGUAGUCCAGGGAACACAACAGGUGACAUUGUUUCGCUGGAAGAUGUGAUAGAUCGCGCCUGGUCUGCCGGCGCCAAAGCUUGGGAAGAGCUGGAAAUUGCAUUCAGACAGGGAGAACAUUUUUCGAAGAAGGACAAUAAUGCCAAUGCAACUGCAGAUCCAUGCCCAGCAUCACUCUUUACAACAGGAAAGGAAUUGGACAAUUUAGGAAGGGUCUUCCCACUGCCUUGUGGUCUAAUGUUUGGAUCAGCCAUAACUCUCAUUGGAAAGCCACGGGAAGCUCACAUGGAGUACAAACCGCCAAUCGCCAGAGUUGGGGAAGGUGUCUCUCCAUACGUCAUGGUGUCCCAGUUCAUAAUGGAGUUACAGGGCUUGAAGGUGGUAAAAGGUGAAGAUCCUCCUAGAAUCCUCCACAUAAACCCUCGACUCCGUGGUGACUGGAGCUGGAAACCCAUCAUUGAGCAUAAUACAUGCUAUCGAAACCAGUGGGGCCCAGCUCAUCGGUGUGAAGGUUGGCAAGUACCUGAAUACGAAGAAACCGUGGACGGUCUUCCCAAGUGCGAGAAGUGGCUUCGAGGCGAUGACAAAAAACCUGCUUCGACCCAAAAAUCCUGGUGGCUUGGGCGAUUAGUUGGUCAUUCCGACAAGGAGACGCUUGAAUGGGAGUAUCCAUUGUCCGAAGGUCGGGAGUUUGUUCUCACCAUUCGAGCAGGUGUAGAAGGAUUUCACUUAACUAUUGAUGGUCGGCACAUCAGUUCGUUCCCUUAUCGUGCGGGUUAUGCUAUGGAAGAAGCAACAGGAAUAUCAGUGGCAGGAGACGUCGAUGUUCUUUCGAUGACAGUAACAUCAUUACCUUUAACACAUCCCAGCUACUACCCUGAGUUGGUUUUGGAUUCGGGUGAUAUCUGGAAGGCACCACCUUUACCAACAGGCAAGAUAGAGUUAUUUGUUGGAAUCAUGUCAAGCAGCAAUCACUUUGCAGAACGUAUGGCAGUAAGAAAGACGUGGUUUCAGUCUCUGGUUAUCCAAUCCUCCCAAGCGGUGGCUCGCUUCUUUGUAGCUCUGCAUGCAAACAAGGAUAUCAAUCUGCAGCUGAAGAAAGAGGCUGACUAUUACGGCGAUAUGAUAAUUUUACCUUUCAUCGACAGAUAUGAUAUAGUGGUUCUUAAGACCGUUGAAAUUUUCAAGUUUGGGGUCCAGAAUGUUACAGUUAGCCACGUCAUGAAAUGUGACGAUGACACAUUUGUAAGGAUUGACAGCGUUCUUGAAGAGAUUCGAACGACGUCAGUAGGACAGGGCCUUUACAUGGGCAGCAUGAAUGAGUUUCAUAGACCCCUUCGUUCUGGGAAGUGGGCCGUGACAGUUGAGGAGUGGCCUGAGCGCAUUUACCCAACAUACGCAAAUGGUCCAGGAUACAUCCUUUCGGAAGAUAUUGUGCAUUUUAUAGUGGAGGAGAGCAAAAGAAAUAAUUUGAGGUUAUUUAAGAUGGAGGACGUCAGCGUAGGUAUAUGGGUACGCGAGUAUGCAAAGAUGAAGUACGUGCAAUACGAGCAUAGCGUACGGUUUGCUCAAGCCGGUUGUAUACCUAACUACCUGACAGCGCACUAUCAAUCGCCGCGUCAAAUGCUGUGUCUGUGGGACAAGGUGCUUGCUACCAAUGACGGCAAGUGCUGCACCUUGUGAGGAAUCUGCACAAGCAAUAUGAGUGUGUACAACGUUCUUUUCUAGGUGUAUUAUUUUAGGACUAUAGUCAAAUUCAACUGUAAGCUCUUAUUAGUCCUAUCAAUCUAGUGGGAUUACUUCUAAUGGUAUAUUUAUCCUUGAUCCCUCUGAAGAUGUGGAGGUUUUGCAAUUUAAUCAGAGAAUCCUACUAGCUAGAGUCACUAGUCAAUUUUACCUUAGUAUAGAUCAAAAUUGGCCAAAGUUGUUGAGAAAAGUCUAUCUGAAAAGACGAGGAGCUCUCAACUAUUCUAUCUUGAAGAAACUCGUAUUCUGUGAGUGGUGAGAACAAGAUGGUGCAAGUUGGGUGACGACGAUGGCAUUGUUCACUCUUCAACAGACAUGGCCAUCCAUAAUCGUCAGUAGCAGUGUUUCCGACACUCUCUAGCGGGGUGCGUUUUUCCUUGUCUCUUUAUUCGACUCGCUUGCUUUUGGACCGGACCUCGGCUUCGAUUAUCAGGCUGUAAACCCAAGAAUUCAGUUGAGGCAGUGCGCCUGCCUUUUGUAACAAAGAUGUGCAUAUAGUGCUUUGUGACAGUUUUAGUUAAGAGGCAUGGUUAGGGCGAAGUAAUCAGAGCCUGGAAUAGGUCAGUACAACUCCAUGUCAGCCUCUUAACAUCAAUUUUUUUCGUUGGCACUCCUAACAGGGUAAGCACAACUUGAAUA